AUGAAGGAGGGGUCCGAGGGUAUUCGAGAAAUUUCCUUCAUGAGGAGGGAGUCCGAUCUCUUCAGGGUCCACUGCCGAAGGCGUUUAAAUGCAGCAUUGGAGGCAAAAACAGCUGAUUUGGUUCGACAAGCUGAAGAAGUAAUUAGAGAUCAACAAGAGGUUCGAUCUAGACCUCUUUCAACAGAAGUUAAAUCCUAUGAUGAGGAAGAUGAUUACAGUUUAAGAGAUUUAUUAUCUGAAGGAACAGUUCAUCUCCGUUCAGAAAUAAAGACCAAAAACAUUGAUCCAGCAAAUAAGUUUCAAAACAAACGACAGUCUACAAUUAAGGGAAAGAAGACAAGUUCAAGUUUAAAAUUGAAAUACUCUCCUGUGCAAACUGUACAUGAUGUUGCCAUUCCAGAUGAUUUCAAAGACUUUUCUCUUGCAAAAACGAUUAGCAAAAUUGAAGGGCAACUAGAAAAGGAAGGUUUACCAGAUGACAUAGAUGAUAUUUUUUGUGGUGUUAGUGAUGACAUUGGAGCAGAAGCACAGAUCAGAUUUCUAAAGGCUAAACUCCGUGUUAUGCAAGAAGAAUUAGAUAAUGUUGUAUGUGAAUGCAAUAAAAAGGAAGAUGAAAUACAGAAUUUAAAGUCUCAAGUAAAAAAUUUUGAAGAAGAUUGUGUGAGACAGCAGCGAACAAUUAAUUUGCAACAGGCUCAAACAGAAAAAUAUAAAACUCUUUUCGAAGAAUCAAUUAAAAAAUGUGAUGGAUUGCAGCAACAGCUGUCUUCAGUAGAAAGGGAAUUAGAAAAUAAACAAAGACUACAAAAACAAGCUGCCUCUAGUCAGAGUGCCACAGAAGUUCGCUUAAACAGAGCUCUAGAAGAAACAGAGAAAUAUAAGUUGGAGUUAAGUAAAUUAAGGCAAAAUAACAAGGAUAUUACAAAUGAGGAGCACAGAAAAAUUGAAGCAUUAAAAUCAGAAAACAAGAAGCUAGAAAAACAAAAAGGAGAGUUAAUGAUAGGAUUUAAAAAACAAUUAAAAUUAAUUGAUAUUUUAAAAAGGCAGAAGAUGCAUAUUGAAGCUGCUAAGAUGUUGUCCUUCACUGAAGAGGAAUUUAUGAAGGCACUUGAAUGGGAAAAUUCAUAAAUUGUAUACUUUAGUCCUUAUACAGCGUAUGGUAGAUAUUUUUCUAAAUUUAAGUUAUAAUGGUUAGAAUUAUUUUUGUUCUCUGUAAAUAUUAAAGGCAUUUGAUAAUGAAUCUAGAUUAGAGGAUUAUAAAAUUUAUGUAGUUAUUAGGAAAAAACAAAACAAUAGGAAUUUAACUUUUGAUUGUCUUUUUUGACAGAAUA
Sorex fumeus (smoky shrew) is the source of this 1331-nucleotide messenger RNA. It is a transcript of the gene TEX9, whose product is annotated as testis expressed 9. Lineage: Eukaryota; Metazoa; Chordata; Mammalia; Eulipotyphla; Soricidae. The transcript has 11 exons. The coding region runs from base 1 to 1128 and encodes 375 amino acids. The record is from RefSeq and is a predicted model, not a curated record.